Molecule: messenger RNA, 1926 nt
Organism: Ascochyta rabiei
Lineage: Eukaryota; Fungi; Ascomycota; Dothideomycetes; Pleosporales; Didymellaceae
Product: Mannan endo-1,4-beta-mannosidase
Exons: 3
Coding region: 1-1926 (641 amino acids)
Source: RefSeq, a predicted model, not a curated record
AUGCACUACACAACCUUCCUCACUUUCCUUUCCUCUGUAUCAUUCUCCGUUCCGCUCGUGUCUGCACAGCUCAUUACAGCAGACAACCACUCCUUUGGCGGUGUCAACUACCCUCUUCUGCAGUACUUCACGCCAAAACACCGAGACGAAACCAUCAAAGCAAUUGUAAAAAGCAAGGCGAGGGUCAUAAGACUCUUUAUCCGUCCAGACAGCCACCACACAGACCCGGAGCCCCAAUUGGGCGAGUUCGACAAGUCUCUGCUCGACCAGCUCGAUGAUACGCUUGCAGCUGUCCACCGCAUAUCCAAGGGCCAAACCAAGGUCAUCCUCGCACCUCACGACGCACACGCGCUUCGUGGGUCAAACGAUGUGCCGUGUGAUGCGUACUGCGAGAAGAUAGGCGGUGCUUUUCUGGACUUCUACAGCAGUGAAGAGCUGCGUGACAUCUACAAGACGCGUCUGGAGGUCUUCUUCAAGCAUUACCCGUCUAAAAACUUUGGAGGGAGGUCAUGGAGUGAGUUGUCCGAGGUUAUCAUGGGCGUCGACAUCCAAAACCAACCGUUCAGCGGUAUCUGGCCCAUUCCAUCCGGCGAGUCCUGGCUCUGCGACAUCGCCACACAUUUGAAGUUCAAGGUCGGACUGGACAGCUCCAACAUCGCCGUCAUCAGCGGCGGCGUAUCCGGACUGCAGAGUCUGGGAGGUAUCCAGAAUUUCCCCGACAGCGUGUUUGACUGUCCUGCGGUUGAUGUGAUCGGUAUCCAUGGCCGGUUCGCGCAGGAUGAGCAUGCUACCGCAGGCACUCCGUGGGCUCAGAUGUUCCUACCCGGUAACACGUUAACGGCGCGAGCCCAGGGUAAGCAGGGCAAACAGAAGUUGCUCCUUGUCGAGGAGUGGGAGUAUGUUCAUACGUCGGCCGGCAUCGAGCACAAGAAAGAAGCCAUCUUCGACCAAGGAAACGCGCUGAACUUGCGAGGCAUACCAUGGAUCUACUCCCACCUCUCUUCCAAGAAUGAAUCCACCAGCACCAUGGUCAACCCGCUCCGUCCAGAACACGCCUCCUUCACCGCCCUCACAGACGUCCUCAGCCGCGCCCACACCGCCCGCAGCAACUUCAACUGGACGUCGUACCUCCCCUCCCCCCUCUCCGCACUAAGCACCUCCACGACCCUCGCACUAAACCCCUACAUCCCCCCCACCAGCUCCUGCGUAUUCGGCUGCGCCGGCCACCUCUGCGACGGAGCGGACAGCUGCACGCCGUCGCUGCUCUGCAAGAACAGCAUCUGCGGUCCCAACAGCGAGACGCAACCGGGCCAAGCAGGAAGCACAUGCAACAGCAAAAAGCCAUGCCAAUCGCACCUGCGCUGCUCCGGAGGCGUAUGUCAAGCCUGUUCGCCGCGCGCCACGAAGCCAGACAGCCGCGGACGACGCGCGCGCGAGAACGACGCGCAGGGGUCGUGUAUCGCAGAGCACCACCUCGUGCUUCAGCACCACAGUCUCCACACAUGCCCCACUACCCCCCCGCAAACACCCCUGCAAACACAAACACAAACACCCCCAGCACUCUGCCUCGCGCCCUCGACAAAGCAGAACCCCUGCGAAUCCUCAUCCCACUGCGACGCAACAGCCCACUGUUCCUGGGGUCUCUGCACCCCCUGCCGACCAGGCGACUUGUGUCUCGGCAGCGCAUGCAGCAGCAACGCGGCGUGCAAGACGGGCUUCUGCAACGCGCACGCGCGGUGCGAUUACCCCGGGCAGAAGCAGAUUGUGUUCGGCCCGGGAGUGCGUGGGCGGUGGAAGAAUGUCAGGGUCGAUGGGGUGCCGAGUGGGCAUGAGAGAGGGCCGGCGAGGGUUAGGGAUGAGGCGAUGCGGGUGGUGAUUCCUGAGGAAGGGCCGGUGAGGACGGGGGGUGUGAGGGGGGUUUCGUGA